AUGAAAGAGAAGAAGGCAACCUCUUUAAAUCCUGUAAAAAAGAAUAAAAAAUUGAAUCAAAAACAUGACGUUACGGACCCACGUUUUGAACAUGUACGAAAGGACCCGAGAUUUAUACGGCCCAGGCGAAAAGACGUAAAAAUUACCCUUGAUCCUCGAUUUGCACACAUUUUUAGUAGUAAAGAGUUUACAGAGACGCCCAAGGUUGAUAAAUAUGGACGAUCUACUUCAUCGGAUAAAAUAGCAGGUGAAUUAAGAAACUUUUACAUGCUAGAUGGGGCAGACAGUCUUCCGCACGAAAAUCAAAAUAAUAAACUAUCAAAGAAUAUCAUUGAUUCUUCUGAUGAUUCCGAAAGGAGUGACCAUGAAUCAAGUGAAGAUGCCUCACCAGUUUUAGAUCUCGCUAGAGGGGAAGUUAACGUUGAACAAUCUGAUGAGCAGAUACCAAUUGGGGAAGAGACGCAUAGAUUUGCUGUGGUCAAUCUUGAUUGGGAUAAUGUAAAGGCUUCAGAUCUAAUGAAAUUAUUUAAUGGCUUCAAAAAAGAUGGGUCUGUUAUACAUUCAGUUAAAAUAUAUCCUUCAGAGUUCGGAAAAGAAAGAUUAGCAAAAGAAGCAUAUGAGGGUCCACCAAAGGAAAUAUUUAUGCCAGCCGAUAAUAAUUCUGAGGAUGAAGAAAUUAAUGAAAAAACAAUAAUUAAAUGUGAUACGGGCGAAGAGUUUGACCAUGAAGCCUUGAGAAAAUAUCAAUUGGAGCGAUUAAAAUAUUAUUAUGCAGUCGUUGAUUGCGAUACAGUGGAAAACGCACGUCAUAUAUAUAAACAAUGUGAUGGUACAGAGUUCGAAAACGAAUGUUUUCAAGCACCAGACGUCUAUAAACCUGUGGAUUUUGUUACGGGAGUAUUGCAACAUUCUGAUGUAAAAUUAACUUGGGAUGAAGAUGAUCCAGACCGUGUCAGGAUAGUACGGCGGAAUUUUUCAAGGAAGGAUAUUGAUGAGAUGGAUUUUAAAGCAUAUCUUGCUUCACCUAGCGAAGGAUCUGAUGAAGACGCCGAAACACCUUUGCAUAAAUACAAAAAUCUUGUUAACGAAGCAGAUAAUGAUCAUUCUGAUGAUGUGGAUAUGGAGAUUACAUUUACUCCGGGACUAAACGAAAAAGCUACAGACCAACCCAUUGAAGAGGAAACCACUAUAGAAAAGUAUAAACGUAAGCAACGCGAAAAAAGGAAAGCAAGAAAAGCCGCAAAACAAGCGAAUAUAUCUCAGAGCAUUAACGAUGAGCGCAUCGAAAAAGACAAAAAGAGAGCCGAAUUAGAACUUCUUAUGGAUGAUGAAGGAAAUAAACAUUUUGAUAUGAAAGAGAUUAUCAAAAAUGAAAAAAAGAGGAAAAAGAGGAAUCAGAAAGAUGUUCAAGAAGACUCUUUUGAAAUUAAUGUCGAUGAUUCUCGUUUCGCAGCUCUUCACGAAUCUCAUCAUUUCGCAAUAGAUCCUACUAACCCUCAAUUUAAAAAGACAAAAGCAAUGUCUAAAUUGCUGGAAGAACAACGACGUCAAACUAGAUCAAGAGAAAAAUCAACAGACAUAA
Messenger RNA from Racocetra persica, 1582 nucleotides. NCBI's taxonomy places the organism in Eukaryota, Fungi, Glomeromycota, Glomeromycetes, Diversisporales, Gigasporaceae. The record is from the annotation of a GenBank genome assembly.